Messenger RNA from Photinus pyralis (common eastern firefly), 768 nucleotides. RefSeq names its product putative carbonic anhydrase 3. The transcript is spliced from 4 exons. Lineage: Eukaryota; Metazoa; Arthropoda; Insecta; Coleoptera; Lampyridae. The record is from RefSeq and is a predicted model, not a curated record. Gene Ontology annotation, molecular function: carbonate dehydratase activity; zinc ion binding. The coding region runs from base 154 to 762 and encodes 202 amino acids.
AUUACAAUUGUAUUACUUAGAUUAAUUCAGGUAUUAACAAGCCAAGAAUGUGAUCCCCACAGAGGUAUAAGACAGUCACCGAUAAAUAUUAAAACAAAUGACGCUAUUCCCUUGGUUCUUCCUCCUUUGCAAUGGAGCACCGGGUAUGGGACGAUGCCUGAAAGUAUGAUGUUGGCUAGUGAUGGACAUUCGUUAAAAUUAACUGUGGAAUCAAGUAUGCCUCUUAAUUUAAAAGCCCCUUUAACAUCUGUUCCUUACGAGUUCAACCAUAUACAUUUCCACUGGGGGGACGGAGAAGACAACAAUAAAGGAAGCGAACACUACGUCAAUGGGCACUUCUACCCUUUGGAGAUGCACGCAGUUCAUACGCAAUCUGUAUCAAACACAACUGAUAAAUUUCUCGUCGUUGCUUAUUUAUUCCAGCUGUCACGUCAGAAGAAUCCUGUAAUGGAAAAAAUCGUUGAUGCCAUUUUGGAUGCCACAAUAAACGGAAACGGCACAGUUGAAAACUUUAAAUUGAUUAACCUACUGUACAAUAUUCCGUUUUCUUAUUUCACAUACGAAGGGUCGCUUACGACUCCUCCUUACACGGAAUCUGUAGUAUUUUUGGUGGCCGCGACACACUUUCCAAUCACCAAACAUCAACUGGAAGCCUUUCAACAAGCGGCUUCGAUUAAUCCAGGGUUGAGAAAUAAUUACAGAUGCCUUCAAGAUACUAACCAUAGGAAAGUCAUGCAUGUGUUGUUGCCGUCGUAUCUUUAAUCUGUA